GGUAAAAGUAUACAACCUCCGACGUUCUUUUGUCUACGUUUGCAUUUAGGGCAAUCGGGUCUUUGAUAAGACCGCCCGUGAUUCAAAAUGGCGAUCCAGAAGAAGCACGGAAAAGGUCGUUUGGAUAAAUGGUAUCGCCUGGCCAAAGAGAAGGGCUACCGUGCUCGUGCUGCGUUCAAGUUGAUCCAGUUGAAUAAGAAGUAUGGAUUCUUGGAGAAGAGCAAGGUUUUGCUUGAUCUUUGUGCGGCCCCAGGUUCGUGGUGUCAAGUGGCUGCGGAAUGUAUGCCUGCACAAAGUCUCAUCGUCGGUGUCGAUCUUGCUCCUAUCAAACCUAUCCCUCGAGUCAUUUCCUUCCAGAGCGACAUCACCACCGACAAGUGUCGUGCUACGAUUCGAUCGCAUCUGAAACACUGGAAGGCCGACACGGUUCUUCACGACGGUGCGCCCAACGUUGGUACAGCCUGGGUUCAGGAUGCUUUCACGCAGGCCGAGCUUGUGUUGCAGUCUUUGAGAUUGGCUACGGAAUUCUUGUGUGAGGGCGGAAACUUUGUCACCAAGGUCUUCCGGUCCAAGGAUUACAACCCUCUGCUGUGGGUCUUCAAGCAGCUGUUCCAGUCGGUCGAGGCCACCAAGCCUCCCUCGUCGCGUAAUGUCUCCGCCGAAAUUUUCGUCGUCUGCCGUGGCUACAAGGCGCCCAAGCACAUGGACCCCAAGUUCCUUGACCCCAAGCACGUCUUCGCCGAGUUGCAAGAUGCGACUCCCAACUUUGAAGCCAAGGUUUUCAACCCAGAGAAGAAGAAGCGAAGGCGUGAGGGUUAUGAGGAGGGAGACUACACUCAGCACAAGGAAAUCCCGGUUACUGAGUUCAUCAACACUACCGAUCCCAUUGCGAUCUUGGGUGGAUACAACAAACUGAGCUUCCAGCAGCCCAUAGGUGGAGAUCUUGCCAUGUCUACUUUGAAUAGGCUCGAGGAGACGACAGACGAGAUUCGAACUUGCUGCGAGGAUCUCAAGAUUCUCGGUAAGAAAGAAUUCCGCAACCUGCUACGAUGGCGUUUGAAGGUACGGGAGAAGUUCGGUCUCGCCGUCAAGAAGAAGCAAGGGGAGGAUGGUGAAGGCGAGGAAGUGGCUGAGGUCGCCCCAAUGGACGAGGAGUUGGCGAUCCAAGAAGAUCUCAUGCGCAUGCGCGAGAAGGAGAACGCUCGCACCAAAAAAGAAAGGCGCAAGGAGAACGAGAAGAAGCGCAAAGAGAUUGUUCGGUUACAGAUGCACAUGACCACUCCCAUGGAUAUCGGCAUGGAGCAAAUCGGACCCGGAGGAGAAGACUCCACAUUCUCCCUCAAGCGUGUGGAUCGACUAGGUGCCAGAGAUGCCGUGGUCAAUGCCCGCGAUGUGCCCGUCGACAGCGAGAGUGAGGAUGAGUCUGACUCGAACGAGGAUAGCGACGAUGACGGUGACCGUCUGGAACGGGAACUCGAUGGAAUGUACGAGAUGUACCAAGAGCGCAUGGAGGAUCGCGACUCGAAAUUGCGCGCCAAGAAGGCUCGCAAGAACUACGAGGCCGACGAAUGGGAGGGAUUCUCCGAGGACAAUAAGAGCGACGACGAAGAGGAGGAAGAGGAAGAAGUCGACUCCGACGAGGAACUCUCUGGGGAUGCUGUGCCCAAGUCCGGUAGCCUUUCCAAUCAUGCUUCUAUGUUCUUUGACCAGGAUCUUUUCCAAGGAAUAGGAGAGGAAGAGGAAGAGGAAGAGGACGAGGAUGAUGAGGAGGAGGAGGAAGAGGAAGAAGAAGAAGCUGUGGAAGAGGAUAGCGAGGCGGAUGAAGAGGAAGAUGUCCCCGCCCCUACAUCCAAGUCCAAGAACAAGAAGGAGACUAAGAAGGAUCCUAAGAAGAAACAAGAGUCCGAAUGGAUCGACUCCGACGAAGAAAUCGAGGAGCCCCAGGAUCCGCGCAAGGCUAAUGGUCAACUGGACAUCGAUAUCAUCACUGCCGAGGCUAUGGCUCUUGCACAGGCGAUGGCUUCCGGCGAGAAGAAGUCACAAGAUAUUGUUGACGAUGGCUGGCAUCGCUAUUCGUUCCGUGACGUUGAUGGUCUGCCAGAGUGGUUCCUUGACGAUGAGGGCCAGCACAGCAAAAUCCAACGGCCUAUCACCAAGGCUGCUGCGGCUGCCAUCAAGGAGAAGCUGCGUGCUAUCAACGCCCGUCCCAUCAAGAAGGUGAUGGAGGCCAAGGGCCGCAAGAAGUUCAAGGCUGCUCAGAAGCUGGAGAAGCUGCGCAAGAAGUCUGCUCUUCUGGCGGAUGACGAGGCACUGAGCGAGCGUGAUAAGGCACAGGCCAUCUCGAAGCUGAUGGGCAAGGCCACCAAGAAGAAGCCCAAGCAGCAGGUCAAGUUGGUUGUGGCAAGAGGUGCCAACCGUGGUAUCUCUGGUCGUCCUCGUGGUGUGAAGGGCAGGUACAAGAUUGUGGAUUCUCGUAUGAAGAAGGAUAUUCGGGCGCAAAAGCGACUGGCGAAGAAGAAGUCAUGAUUGAUUUGUGCAUAGUGUAUAGAUUAGACCAAAAGUUGGAUGAUACCCGAGUGCAUAGGGGUCGAAGAAUAGCAAUUUGUUUUGGAAAUGCAAGCCAUGUCAGUUAAGA
Molecule: messenger RNA, 2635 nt
Organism: Penicillium subrubescens
Lineage: Eukaryota; Fungi; Ascomycota; Eurotiomycetes; Eurotiales; Aspergillaceae
Gene: spb1
Product: rRNA methyltransferase spb1
Exons: 4
Coding region: 88-2526 (812 amino acids)
Biological process (GO): maturation of 5.8S rRNA from tricistronic rRNA transcript (SSU-rRNA, 5.8S rRNA, LSU-rRNA); maturation of LSU-rRNA from tricistronic rRNA transcript (SSU-rRNA, 5.8S rRNA, LSU-rRNA); rRNA methylation
Cellular component (GO): nucleus; nucleolus; preribosome, large subunit precursor
Molecular function (GO): rRNA (guanine) methyltransferase activity; rRNA (uridine-2'-O-ribose)-methyltransferase activity
Source: RefSeq, a predicted model, not a curated record